This is a messenger RNA of Tachysurus vachellii, 2091 nucleotides long. RefSeq names its product paired-like homeodomain 2 (gene pitx2). The record is from RefSeq and is a predicted model, not a curated record. Lineage: Eukaryota; Metazoa; Chordata; Actinopteri; Siluriformes; Bagridae. Gene Ontology annotation, biological process: regulation of transcription by RNA polymerase II; anatomical structure morphogenesis. Gene Ontology annotation, cellular component: nucleus. Gene Ontology annotation, molecular function: DNA-binding transcription factor activity, RNA polymerase II-specific; RNA polymerase II cis-regulatory region sequence-specific DNA binding. The transcript has 3 exons. Bases 404 to 1339 code for a protein of 311 amino acids.
GCAGAAGAACAGCUGAAAGAGGGCUGGAAGAGAGAGAUGGCAGUUUGAGAAAUAUGUGUGUGAGAGAAAGUGUGUGUGUGGAUCUAAUAUCUGCUGCCUGUCUCUGUCAGUCUGCGCUCAUUUACUGCUGCGAUACACACACACACACACACACACACACACACAAACACACACACUGCUCAGGGUAAACCUUCGGGUUGAGCUGGAAAAUAUUUUAAUUUUUUUUUUAGAAGAAGAAGAAGGUCUGAUCUGAGUGAGGAAGGAUCUGCUAAGCGGACGAACACACACGCACACGUCGUAGUGUGUCUUUUAUUCCUCUUUUUGAGUUCCGGAGUUUUUCUCUUCAAUCCUUUAAACCGAAAACGCGACUUGCAUGUUUUUUUAUUUUAUUGAUUAACCCUCGAUGAACUCGAUGAAGGAUCCGUUGAGUUUAAAUCAUCACCAUCACCAUCAUCACCAUCAUCACAUCUCAGGAGGUUCCAAACUGAUCACGGCUCUCCACAUGGCCUCCAAACACGGAGUGGAAGGAAACACAGACACACACAGUCCUGAGGUUGCAGAAAAAGAGAAAGUUCAGAGUAAAAACGAAGAUUCUUCUGAUGAUCCGUCGAAGAAAAAGCGGCAGCGGCGGCAGAGGACGCACUUCACCAGUCAGCAGCUGCAGGAGCUCGAGGCCACAUUCCAGCGGAACCGUUACCCGGACAUGAGCACGCGCGAGGAGAUCGCCGUCUGGACCAAUCUCACGGAGGCGCGAGUCCGGGUUUGGUUUAAGAACCGUCGCGCUAAAUGGCGGAAGCGCGAACGUAACCAGCAGGCUGAACUCUGCAAGAACGGCUUCGGCGCGCAGUUUAACGGCUUGGUGCAGCCGUAUGACGACGUGUAUCCGAGCUACACGUACAAUAACUGGGCGGCAGCGGCUAAAGGGCUCGCUCCGGCUUCUCUCUCGGCCAAAAGCUUCCCAUUCUUCAACUCGAUGAACUCCAUCAGCCCGCUGUCGUCCCAGGCGAUGUUCUCCGCGGCGCCUCCGCCGCCUCCUCCGCCUCCGCCUGCGCCGAGCUCCAUCUCCUCCAUGAGCAUGAGCAUGAGCUCUGGAAUGGCCACGUCCGGUCUUAACGGCCUCAACAACCUGAACAACCUCGGCAACGCGUCACUCAACUCGCCCGCCGCGUGUCCGUACGCCCCGCCGACUCCGCCCUACGUCUACCGGGACACGUGUAACUCCAGUCUGGCGAGUCUGAGACUCAAAGCCAAGCAGCACUCGAGCUUCGGCUACGCGGGAGUCCAGAACGCCGCCACGAACCUCAGCGCGUGUCAGUACGCCGUGGACAGACCCGUGUAGACGCACAGAAAAAUCAAAAUAGCGCAAAAAAAGUUAAGAACUAAAGAAAUCCCAGGAAAAAACAGAACAUGUUUUCGUUUUAUUUUCCCGUCACAGAUAAAUAAAUAUUAAAAUAAAUAAAAGCGCACGGAGAAUUAAGGACUGAACAUCUCGGAAAUCCCUGGACUUCAUCUUUAACUUUUAAUUUUAUUUUCUUCCUAAAUGAAACCUGGCACUACAGAGAAGAACGAAUUAAAGCACCGAGGCUCGCUAUCGUCCACCUGCUCGUCGUCCAGAUGGAGUUUGUUUUGAACAAAUCAACAACAAAUAAAGUUGGACGUUUCAGAGUUUUCAGCGACGGGUGUGUAGCAUUUAUCACGAAAAAGAACAACUAACAAACCCAGAUAAGCUCGAUUUGAUUUCUCUUUCGCCUACUGGACUUUAAAUGACUGGACUUCAUGUGUAAAUAUAUGUCUGAAUAUCACUUCCAGGUUUGUAAGAGGCUUCAGGGCCUUUGGUUUAAAAAACUAAAAGAAAACAAUCACUUUAACACCGCAUGUGAUGAAUAUGUCUUGCUUGCAGUUUAAGGGGAAUGUACAUACUGAGCGGCUCCAGUCGAACCUGCCAUAUAAAUUUAUUAUUAAAUGUCUGUUGUGAAUAUAGAUUUAGAGUAGAAAAUAAAAACCCAAAAAUGUUUCUGCGGGGAUAAAAAUGAAUGAAAUUGUUUUUUGCUCUGUGUAUAGUACUACUAUUUGGUACGGAUUUUUUUUCUU